AUGGUUCUAACGUGGUUCAUAACCGGCUGCUCCAGUGGCUUUGGCGAGUCCUUCGUUCGUCAGCUUUGCGCUGCAGGCGACAAUGUUAUAGCGACGGGGCGAAAUGCCCAGACAAAGCUUUUUCAUUUGAAAGACACUGGCGCAGCAAUUCUCGAUCUUGAUGUCGCAGCACCUCCCGAAGUCAUCAAGGCCAAAAUUGACGAGGCUUGGGCUAUCUAUGAUGGAAUCGAUGUGGUUGUGAACAACGCCGGUUUUAUUCUCAGUGGAUCUUUUGAAGAACAGACCCAAGAGGAUCUAGAAAGGUCAUUCCAGGUCAAUCUGCAUGGUCCCUUAAAUACCACUCGUGCAAUACUGCCGUACUUCAAAGAGAGAAAGUCUGGAACAUUGCUCUAUGUCAGUUCUCAAGCUGCCUGGCACUCUGACCCUGGCGCAUCCAGUUAUUGCGCCAGCAAAUUCGCCUUAGAAGGUGCUGUGGAAUGUCUCGCAAAAGAACUUGCAAUUGUAGCACCAACCUUGAGAAUCCUCAUCGUUGAACCAGGAUACUGCCGUACCCCCGUCUUCGACAAAGUGCAGUAUGUUACGGGAGGUGUGCCUGAAUACUCUCAAUUCAACGAAGCAGUUCGAAGUGGCGUGGCUACGUUGUCGGCGAAUUCCCCAGGAAAUCCAGAGGUGGCAGUUGCUCGCAUGAUUGAGCUGGUGAAGGGGACUGGAUUUGCGGAGGGAAAGACAGUGCCUCUACGUGUACCACUGGGUUCGGACUGUUUGGGAAGAGUUAAAGCAAAGUGUGAGGAGACAUUGGAAAUUUGCAACAAAUGGGAGGAUGUAGCGAGGAGCACUGAUUACACGAUAGAGUGA
Molecule: messenger RNA, 855 nt
Organism: Fusarium venenatum
Lineage: Eukaryota; Fungi; Ascomycota; Sordariomycetes; Hypocreales; Nectriaceae
Source: RefSeq, a predicted model, not a curated record